Molecule: messenger RNA, 519 nt
Organism: Cheilinus undulatus (humphead wrasse)
Lineage: Eukaryota; Metazoa; Chordata; Actinopteri; Labriformes; Labridae
Product: laminin subunit alpha-3-like
Exons: 3
Coding region: 6-446 (146 amino acids)
Biological process (GO): axon guidance
Cellular component (GO): basement membrane
Molecular function (GO): extracellular matrix structural constituent
Source: RefSeq, a predicted model, not a curated record
GGAAAAUGUUUCUGUGUUUCAGCGCAGCGUGGUCGUUUCUUCUCUGCUGUGGUUUGGUUUGUUCUGAAACUGGAGAAAAUCCAAAGUGUGGAUUAGUUAAACAGACAAAGAUUCAUCAGGAGAGUUACAGCAGAAAGUUCUGUGAUCCUUCCUUCAGCAACCAGACUGCAGGUGGACACCAGAGCUGCAGCUCCGGUUUCUACAGAGAGAAAAGUGGACCAAACAGAGGUCAGUGUGUGCCGUGUCGCUGUAACGGACUCUCCACUGAGUGUGACGAGCAGACGGGAGACUGUGUGAACUGCGGGUUCAACACCACUGGGAGCCGCUGUGACCGCUGUAAAGAGGGUUACUAUGGAAACACAGUCAACAGGACCUGUCAGGCCUGUCCCUGUCCUUUUACAUGGAACAAGUCGGCUUCUCUCUUCACUCACUUUUACAAACUUUAACUAUUUCUUUGCUCUGAUUUCUGAUUCUUCUUCCUGUCUCUUUGUAGUUUUGCGUUGGCGUGUCUGGACAUUG